AAAAUAUGUACUAAACUGACCCCAGAUAACAACAGCCUUUCCAAUAAAACAACAUCUACCAGAGUUCGCCUAUUUAGAGUCAAUAUGUAUGAGGAAGAUGCAAAUUCUUAUUUUAGCUUUCAUCACCAGGAAUGGCCUAACAAUAUCAGCAAUCACCUUAAAAUCCAAUAAUUCAAUCUCCACAAACUUAUUAGCCACAAUAAUAAUUUGUAUUACUAAACUAUUUAUUCCAAGAGCUCCCAGUAUUAGAUCCCCUCGUCAUAACAAUUUCUGUAGCAACCAUAAAUAAGACAGCCUCAACUAUAGUCCAAUCAAAUUUUGCCUGUAACUUCAUAAGCAUUCGGUCCAGUACAACCUUAAAGUCCUAUUAAUGUCAGACCAUCCUAUUAACAAGUGAAUUUCUAAGUUGCUCCCCCUGUUCAGCAAGUUGUCGUCCAAUAACCAGUGGUACAAUAAUUUAACGAUAAUUUCAAUAGGCUGUUCAACCACAAGCUUAAGUUUAAGAAUUCAGACAUGUUGAGAGACCAUUAUAAGUUAUCACAGUUGAUGGUAAUUAUAUUGAUGAGUAUAUUUCUCAGAAAUCGAAGCCCCCUGGAGAUUGAAGUGUGCCACUUUGGAGAGACAGAUUUUGGAAUUGUAAAUUUAAAUUAGAAAGAACAAUGGAACUAUUGUUGAAGAAACAGUAUAAGAAAUUCAGGAUGAUACCAAAGUGAAAAAUUUGGAGCUACAAAAAUUGGAAUUAGAAUAAAAAAUUCAUGAUGAUGAAUCAUUUAUGAAUGAGUUAAGAAUUAGACUUGAGGAAUUGAGACAAGAAUAUGAAGUCAUCAUUACUGAAAAAGUUACCUAUGCAUCAAAUGAAGUAGAAACUUGGAUGAAAAAAUAUGCUAAUUUAGAAAAGAGUUAUGCUGAAAGCAAUUAAAAAAUUGCAGAAUUGAAGAGACAAUUGGCAUAAGUUGAAGCUGCUGACAAAGCCAUGUAAGAUUAAAAGAAAUCUGAAGUUCGUUCAGAAGUUCGUAGAAGUUCUAAAAUGUAUUGAAUUUAACAAUUUCAUUAAACAAGUUAAGA
Molecule: messenger RNA, 1065 nt
Organism: Paramecium octaurelia
Lineage: Eukaryota; Ciliophora; Oligohymenophorea; Peniculida; Parameciidae
Source: the annotation of a GenBank genome assembly